Triticum aestivum (bread wheat) is the source of this 2136-nucleotide messenger RNA. RefSeq lists its product as uncharacterized. Bases 274 to 1866 code for a protein of 530 amino acids. Lineage: Eukaryota; Viridiplantae; Streptophyta; Magnoliopsida; Poales; Poaceae. The transcript has 5 exons. The record is from RefSeq and is a predicted model, not a curated record.
GAAUCGGACUGCGGGACUGAGUUGAGUAGAACGCCUUCCCCGGUAUAUCUCCCGGCCCCGACCCCGGCCAGGGCCUACGAACUCGACGGAAAAUCUCCCCCUCGUCCCUGCAAUCAAUCUCCGGCGUGCCGCCGGCCGAGUUAUUUUCGUCCCUGCGUGCGUUUGUUAAGUAAUAUUGUACGACCGCGCGUGAUCUCCAAACCCUCCCCCCUCCCCCGUUGGAACGGCCGCUCCCUGGUCGGUCGACUCGAUCGACCCUCGCCGGCCGGCGGCAUGAGCCGCGCAUCACCGUGGACGCCGACAAACGCCCAGCCAGCAGGUUAUCGCGAGGAUAAGAAGAGGAGGUUACCCCAAGGACACGCUGGAGAGUUAAGCAGCAGAUCAGCACAUGAAGAUCUGGAUGACAUGUUUGCAUCGCUGUCGAUUGAUAGCGUCCUCGCCCAUGAAAAUUCAGGAGACCGUCCCAAGGAUAGGAAGAGAAAAGCAUGCCAACAAAAUGCUGGAAAUUUGACUAACACUUUACCAGAUGAUGUUUUCGAAAAUAUGUUUGCAUCGCUUGCAAUCGAAGAUGCUAGGGUGACUAGUACUGCUUCCACGAGAUCGUGGAAACGCGGACCUAUUAUUCUUGAUGACAAAAUUCUUGCUGAAGGCAAUUCAGAUUGCACCACUUCCACUGACUCUAGGAGGCCAAGAUCAGAGGUAUUCAUUGAAAGAGCAAAUGAACUGUUGCUGCACCAUGAUGGAACUGGCGUUCGAGUGUUUCAGGUUCGUUUUGAUUUGAACUCCACUCAUGCUGCCCACCUUGACAAAUGGGUCCAGUUUGCGUCAGAGGUGGGUGCAAAAUAUCUGAAACUUAGCUUGGGUAAAAACAAGACAUCUUGUCCGGAGCAUUUGGUGACUGCAAAUCGUUAUACCUUCCCUUUGCAUUGCUUCGGCGAUGCACAAAGGACCUCGAUACGGAAGCUAGACCUAAGGAAUUGCAAAUUCACUCCACCGCUGGAUUCCAGUGCCUUUUCGUCCAUCUUAUACCUUUUUCUAAUACGUGUCACAAUAACCGACUCCGGCAUUCAGAACAUUUGCUCGUGUUGCCCUUUUCUCAGCUUUUUGAGACUGGGGCGCUGUGACAAUUUGGUUAAUGUAAGGAUUUCCCAUGAAUUACUGUUUCAUUUGGAUAUAUUUCAUUGCAACAAGCUGGUGAGUAUUGAGAUUCACGCCAGCAGACUUCUCGGCUUUGAGUAUGAUGGACAUGAGGUACACAUCAAUUAUGCUAGUACCCCAAAUAUGAGGUUCUUGGUAAAUAAGUUCGGGAACAGAAAUUGUUCUCUUCCGAAUAAUUUAGAUGCCAUGAAAUGGAUCAGCAGAAUCACCUUGACAUUUUUUUCGCCAUUGGAGGAGCCCGAUUUUAUGCUUUACGCGGAGAAAUUCAUGGCAUUACAGUCCAUCCAUCUGUUUAUUUUGCCAUCUUGGAAUAAUGUUCUCGCAAUAGCUAAUCUCCUUAAAGCAACUCCUGAUCUUAAAAGACUUCGUCUAGAAGCACGCAGCGGAGACCACCAUUAUCGGGAUGACGUCCAACUCCAAGUCAGCUGGCCCGAGGGUAUCUCCCUCAAGAGUCUCCGUUUCAUCACCGUGGGCGGUUUCACCGCGCAGGCCCCGCUGGUCGAGCUCUUGGUGUUCAUGGUGCACGCGAGCACUGGUUCCGGGAGGACAUAUCUCCAGAUCGACCCGCACCACCAUCUCUGCAAAGGGCUGGGCAGGUGGGUCAGGGAGGACGUCGGCGACGAGCCGGCGAGGGACCGCGCGAGGAAGGCCGCCAAGGAGAUCCUCCACUCUCGGCUCCCGCCGUCCGUGAAGCUCGUCAUGAAAUGAUUCGCUUGGGAUCUUCUUGUAGCUGGGAGAAGGGCUUCGUUCAGGAUGAUGAUUUUUCGUGUUCUUUUUCAUUCUGUUGGCCUGGCUAGUGUCAUGUGCCGGCAACGGUUGGAUUCAGAUGGUUUGGAAAGCUCAGGACUGACGAGUUGUGUGAAAACAUGGGAAAUGCACAUGCUUACAGUAACAAGACCCUCCUCUUGUCUCUAUAUAUAGUUUAUAUAGACUGCUGAGACCCUCCUCCUCUUGUCUCUUUUCUUUUUAUCUCUAGAA